Triplophysa dalaica is the source of this 1677-nucleotide messenger RNA. Its product is annotated as mucin-5AC-like. The annotation marks the transcript as partial. Lineage: Eukaryota; Metazoa; Chordata; Actinopteri; Cypriniformes; Nemacheilidae. The transcript has a single exon. The record is from RefSeq and is a predicted model, not a curated record.
ACAACCACAACUGAUGCUCCAACUACGACAACAACAGCUCCCACAACCACAACUGAGUCUCCAACUACAACAACAACAGCUCCAACUUCCACAACAACAGCGCCAACAACCACAACAACAGCUCCAACUACCACAACAACAGCUCCAAUAACCUCAACUGAGGCUCUAACUACAACAACAACAGCUCCAAUAACCACAACUGAGGCUCCAACUACCACAACAACAGCUCCAACUACCACAACAGCAGCUCCAACAACCACAACUGACGCUCCAACUACCACAACAACAGCUCCAACAACCUCAACUGAGGUUCCAACUACGACAACAACAGCUCCAAGAACCACAACUGAGUCUCCAACUACAACAACAACAGCUCCAACUUCCACAACAACAGCUCCAACAACCACAACAACAGCUCCAACUACAACAACAACAGCUCCAACAACCACAACUGACGCUCCAACAACCACAACUGACGCUCCAACUACCACAACAACAGCUCCAACUACCACAACAACAGCUCCAACUACCACAACAACAGCUCCAACAACCACAACUGACGCUCCAACUACCACAACAACAGCUCCAACAACCUCAACUGAGGUUCCGACUACAACAACAACAACUACAACAACAACAGCUCCAACAACCACAACUGAGGCUCCAACUACCACAACAACAGCUCCAACUACCACAACAAUAGCUCCAACAACCACAACUGAGGCUCCAACUUCAACAACAGCUCCAACUACCACAACAGCAGCUCCAACAACCACAACUGAUGCUCCAACUACCACAACAACAGCUCCAACAACUUCAACUGAGUCUCCAACUACGACAACAACAGCUCCAACAACCACAACUGAGUCUCCAACUACAACAACAACAGCUCCAACUUCCACAACAACAGCUCCAACAACCACAACUGAUUCUCCAACUACCACAACAACAGCUCCAACUACAACAACAACAGCUCCAACUACCACAACAACAGCUCCAACUACAACAACAACAGCUCCAACAACCACAACAACAGCUCCAACAACCACAACUGACGCUCCAACUACCACAACAACAGCUCCAACAACCUCAACUGAGGUUCCUACUACAACAACAACAGCUCCAACAACCUCAAAUGAGGCUCUAACUACCACAACAACAGCUCCAACAACCACAACUGACGCUCCAACUACCACAACAACAGCUCCAACAACCUCAACUGAGGUUCCAACUACAACAACAACAGCUCCAACAACCUCAAAUGAGGCUCUAACUACCACAACAACAGCUCCAACAACCACAACUGACGCUCCAACUACCACAACAACAGCUCCAACUACCACAACAACAGCUCCAACUACCACAACAACAGCUCCAACAACCACAACUGACGCUCCAACUACCACAACAACAGCUCCAACAACCUCAACUGAGGUUCCAACUACAACAACAACAGCUCCAACAACCUCAACUGAGGCUCUAACUACAACAACAACAGCUCCAACAACCACAACUGAGGCUCCAACUACCACAACAACAGCUCCAACUACAACAACAACAGCUCCAACUACAACAACAACAGCUCCAACUACCACAACAACAGCUCCAACUACCACAACAACAGCUCCAACAACCACAACUGACGCUCCAACUACCACAACAACAGCUCCAACAACC